UCUAUACCACUGUUAACAGGAGAACUCUAAGAAGAAGUUAACCUGAACCAGAAAAAGCGUUUUUGGCGUCGUACUAAAAACGUGUUUAUUAAGCAGAAGUUUUGUUCCUCAGUGAAGCGAAAACAUCAUCGCCGAGAGGUUACGGGAUCAUAAUGGCCGAGGAAAUUAACCCGAAAGCAUAUCCCUUGGCGGACGCGACGUUAACUACGAAAAUAUUGAACUUGGUGCAACAAGCACUAAACUAUAAGCAGCUGCGGAAGGGUGCAAACGAAGUGACGAAAACCCUAAAUCGUGGCAUUGCCGAAUUUAUAGUAAUGGCCGCUGAUUCUGAGCCACUAGAGAUCCUUCUUCAUUUACCAUUGCUUUGUGAAGACAAAAACGUGCCAUAUGUAUUCAUCCGCUCGAAGCAGGCUUUGGGAAGGGCAUGCGGUGUUUCAAGAUCUGUGAUUGCUUGUAGCGUUACCAUCAAUGAUGGAUCUCAGCUCAAGCCACAGAUUCAAAGCAUACAGAAGGAAAUUGAAUGCUUAUUAGUAUAAUAUAGACGCUAAUUUUUGUAUAAAACAAUAAAAACGUUUACCUGAGGAAUAUAUAUUUCAUUUCAAUCCCCACACA
Messenger RNA from Cylas formicarius (sweet potato weevil), 612 nucleotides. It is a transcript of the gene hoip, whose product is annotated as NHP2-like protein 1. Bases 153 to 536 code for a protein of 127 amino acids. Lineage: Eukaryota; Metazoa; Arthropoda; Insecta; Coleoptera; Brentidae. Gene Ontology annotation, cellular component: nucleolus; box C/D methylation guide snoRNP complex; U4/U6 x U5 tri-snRNP complex. Gene Ontology annotation, biological process: maturation of SSU-rRNA; mRNA splicing, via spliceosome; ribosome biogenesis. Gene Ontology annotation, molecular function: RNA binding. The transcript has 2 exons. The record is from RefSeq and is a predicted model, not a curated record.